UCUUUGGCAGGUCACUUGUCUUUCAAUCUUUAUCAUUCGUCGGUCAUCGGAGCAAAACGACUGGGGGCGAAAAGUUCAGGUUCCAAAACACUUCCUGCAGGCAUUAACCUUGCCUAAGAGAUGGAAUCAGAUGAUAAACUCCGCUUAACCACCAACAGAGAUUAUCUGGUGCAGAACAUUCAAGCGGAUGAAAUAGUCGAUGGACUUCUUUCAGAACAAGUCCUCAAUGAAGAUGACGUGGAACGAAUCAACAAAAUGGAUACAAAUAGGAACAAAGUCCGAAAGAUUUUGGACACUUUGCCUAAAAAAGGACCUUAUGCGUAUGGUGCACUGAAGCAGGCACUCCGAGAAAAUCAAGAAUUCAUUGUUACGAAGCUGGAUGAGACUGAUGUAGAGGAAGCACGCAGGAAACAUGAUGCAGCUCGAGAUCAGAGGAAUAAUGACAAAAAUAAGGAGAAAUCUGCUGCUGUCAGCGGUUCUGCUGUAAAGGUCAGCCCAUCUGUAUUUCUCGACUUGGCUGACAAUGCCGCUGUCAUGUCGAAUUGGAAGGACUUAGCUCGACGACUAGGGCUGUCUGAAGGUGACAUCGUUGAUAUCAAAGCAAGGGAUCGAGAUAACCUGCGAGAACAGACAUACCAGAGUUUUAGUGUUUGGUAUGAAAGGAAGGGAGAAAAGGCUACGAUUGACUCACUUGUGAAUGGUCUGCGUAAAUGUAACUUGAAUGCAGCUGCUGAUUCGCUGAGCGGGAACUGAUGGACCAAGUGUCAAGAUGGUACUAUGUCUGUGAUAUUCUGAUGCUCAUGUCCAGUGAAUGAGACAUCAGCUACAAGUAUGCGAACCUGAUAGUGAUGUCUACAAGUAUUAUAUCCACUUCUACUUCAUUUAAAAAGAGAAAUGAAAUUACUUGUAACUAAGAUCAUGAGUAUCACCAAGCAUUUCAGCCUUAACUUCAUUUUGAGACGUACAGAGUCCCAAAGGAGUAUAUGUUUAUACCGGGUACUCAUUUAGAAAAGGAGAGGGUAAAGUAACAUCUUUGUGAAAGGCUCUAUCUUAAUGUGUUUUAAGCUGAAAUGGUAACUAUACAUGUUUCUAUGUACUAAUAAUUGGUUGGUUUAUAUCAGUGUUUUUCAUUAACUUCAUCAGAAAAUACCUCUGUCUUUCACUUAUUGUAAUACACGCAGCUAUACUUUAUAUCAGAUAUGUGAAGUCUUCAGGUAUAUUAUUCAAGAGCUCAAUGAACUGUUGUUCAGGACUCAUUGCAAAAAAUACCAAUACAUGAUACAGAAUCGAAAAAAUUCUCCCAAGAUAUCUAUGUGCUUUAUGUACCAAACCCUUUUGAACUAUGGAUUAUCUUGUGUACCAUUACCAAACUAAUGACAAAAGGUGACGCCUGAAUGAGAGUUCAGUUUUUCAUCUUGACCCAAUUAUACUUGACUGUUUGAUCUUGGCGACUCUUUCAAUUUUCAUAAUGUUUUGUACAGUAUUGGGUAAAUGUGAUUUUAAAAUUGUGUAUCUGUUAUUUGGUAGUAACUGUUUGAAUACUGAAGAUCAGGUAAAGAAAUCAAGACUAAUGUUUUGUGUUAUUCAACAGCUGUACUGCCCCAUUUCAUUAAAUGACAUUCCAAAUGUGCUUUCCAAACAUUCGUUCCUAAAAGAAUGUUUUGCUUCAAAAGCUUUCUUGUGUUCUGUGUUGACUUGAAAAGUCCGAUCUCCUGAUGUAAGUUUUUUGGUUUUCUUGUAGAGAAUCAUAAAGCUGGUGAAAUGAUGCAACCAUUUACUUAUACAUGUAGGAUGUAAUUCGUGUAGAUUCAUAUUUUAAAUUGUGGGUAUAUGUUGACAACAGUCUUGCCUGUAAAUACACUCCUAAUAAUAUAUCACUCUAUUCCUGUCAUAACAAAUAAAAUAUAAUUCA
Messenger RNA from Lineus longissimus, 1912 nucleotides. Its product is annotated as death domain-containing protein CRADD-like. The transcript is spliced from 4 exons. Lineage: Eukaryota; Metazoa; Nemertea; Pilidiophora; Heteronemertea; Lineidae. The record is from RefSeq and is a predicted model, not a curated record. Gene Ontology annotation, biological process: signal transduction; regulation of apoptotic process. Gene Ontology annotation, molecular function: protein binding. Bases 121 to 753 code for a protein of 210 amino acids.